Messenger RNA from Arabidopsis arenosa, 4703 nucleotides. Lineage: Eukaryota; Viridiplantae; Streptophyta; Magnoliopsida; Brassicales; Brassicaceae. The record is from the annotation of a GenBank genome assembly.
UAGAUUACAGGUUUUAAUUACGCUUAUACCAUAUAAUGUUGGACAAGUCAUGGGUGCAUCUAUGCAGAGCUGAUCCUGGUUAUGAGAGAGGUGCUCGGAAAUUUGUACGGGAUGUGGCUGCGGCGUUAGGUGACAGUGACAUGAUAAUAUGUCCCUGCAAAGACUGUCGUAAUGUAGAACGACAGUCAGGAAGUGAUGUGGUAGUUCACCUUGUAACUAAGGGGAUGGAUGAGGCAUACAAGAUGCAAGGUGAUUGGUAUCACCAUGGAGACGUGAACUCAGUGGCUGAAGGUGAUAGCAGCAAUGUAAAUGACUGGAAUGAAGAAAUUUUAGAGUUAUACAAAGCUGCUGAGUUUUUUGAUGAAGAGCUGGCUAGUAAGGCUAGAUUAGGUGAUAUUCCAGAGGCUGAAUUAGCUGAGAUUGCAGAGGAUUUAGUUGAAUUCGCAGAGAUCAGUGGCAAAACUGUAAAUAAUGACAGUGAUUUUCCUGCGUAUGGAAACCUCGCUGGCUGCAAAGUAAAAGGUAAAAUGGGCUGUCCUACUUGUGGGAAAAACACUGACAGUAUGUGGUUGAAGUAUAGCAGAAAGCAUGUGUUCAUGUGUCAUAGAAAGGGUUUGGCACCAUCACAUAGUGAAUCCGAGGAAGAUGAGGAAAUAGAAGUUGAUGAGGAGGAGUUAUCAAGAUGGAAGAAAAGAUCAAUUCUUUUCAAGUUGCCUUAUUGGGAGGAUCUCCCGGUAAGACAUAAUUUGGAUGUAAUGCAUGUAGAGAGUAAUGUGGCUAAAAGCAUUGUCUCUACAUUGUUGCAUUGUGGAAAAUCAAAGGAUGGUCUUAAUGCACGGAGAGAUCUGCAACAUCUUGGUAUAAGGAAGGAUCUGCAUCCUAACACACAAGGAAAGAGAACAUACCUUCCCGCAGCACCAUGGUCACUGUCCAAGGCAGAGAAGAAAAUAUUUUGCAAGCGCCUAUUUGACUUUAAAGGUCCAGAUGGAUAUUGUUCUAAUAUAUCGAGAGGAGUUUCAUUAGAGGAGUUUAAGGUAACAGGACUCAAAUCACACGAUUAUCACGUAUUGAUGCAACAACUUCUUCCGGUUGCACUUAGAGGUUUGUUACCAAAAGGUCCAAGGACAGCAAUCUUACGCUUAUGCGCAUUCUACAACCAUUUGUGUCAGAGAGUUAUUGAUAGAGAGGUUAUUUCAGUAAUGGAAGCUGAAAUUGUGGAAACUCUUUGUAUGUUUGAAAGGUACAUGAAAGUUAUGAAAGACUUUGUACGAAACCCCGCAAGACCAGAAGGUUGUAUUGCUGAGUCAUAUCUCGCAGAAGAAUGCAUGCAGUUCUGCAGUGAGUUUCUGAAAAAGACAACAAGUGUGGAAGAAAAACCAGAGAGGAAUUUAGAGUAUGUGAACAACUCUAUACUGGAAGGCCGUCCUAUAUCUGCUGGAUCUUCAUUUACUUUUACUGAAAUGGAGAAGAAUAUUGCCCAUUUAGCUGUCAUUCAAAAUACUGCAGCCUUGGAUCCUUAUGUGGACUUGCACCUGCAAUAUCUUCAAAAAUCAAAUCCAAGGUGUACACGUGAUGCUGGUUUCUUAUGGAAUAUGCAUGCUAAGAAUUUUGCAUCUUGGUUAAAGAAAGAGGCAAGUCAUUUCCCUGAAACUGAACAUGAAGAAACAAUUAAAUGGUUGGCAUAUGGUCCCCGAUGUAGUGCAAGGUCAUAUACUGGUUAUAUAGUGAAUGGUCAACGAUUUCACACAAGCUCAGUUCAAAAGCAAAGUCAGAAUAGUGGGGUUUACUAUGAGGCAACGGCUAUGUGUAGAUCUAGUGCUAAAGAUACUUCACAGGUUGUUGAUUUGGUAUCUUAUUACGGGAGAGUCACUGACAUCAUAUUGCUGGACUACAAUGUGUUCUAUGUUCCUAUAUUCCGGUGUCACUGGACAGUUAAAGGGAAUGGAGUUAAGGUAGAAGAUGGGUUUACUCUAGUAAACUUGAAUCAAAGUCAAGUCAGUUUUUUGAAGGAUCCAUACAUUCUAGCUUCACAGGCAAAUCAAGUCUUUUAUUCUAGGGAAGAUGAUUCAUCAAGCUGGUAUGUUGUUAUGAGAGGUUCUUCAAGAAGAUAUAGUAAAGAAGAUAUUCGAGAAGGAAAUGCAGAAAUGGGUCCAUUGCCAGCAGAUGUGAACAUGGAUGAUGAAAUGGAUGAGUCUGAAAAUGCUAGAACUGACUUUGCUUGUGCUAAUUCAUUCUCUUUUUUAAGCAGUGUGGAGCCGCAGACUAUAGCAGCAGAGCAGUCUCUACUUGAGGAACAUCAUGUAACAGAUCAAGAAACCAUCAGACAAGAGGAAGAACCUGAAGGUGAUGCUGAAGGGACAAUGCCAGCUGAAGAGACAAAUCCAGAUGCAGCUACUGAUCAAGCUGGAGUCAAUGAAGAAGAACCUGAAGGUGAGGUUCAAUUGGAUGAUGCCACUGAGCGUCCAGCUAAGCGUAAGAGACAUAGAGGACCAACAAAGAUGAAGAACAUUGCCAAGGAUCCAACUGUUCGUGAAAGAGUUGACUACACUCUCAUGGGAGAUCCUAUUGGUUCUGGAUCAGUUAAGCUGUCAUCAUAUGUAGGUACACUGGUACGGGAACACGUUCCUAUCAAUAUUGAUAAUUGGAAGAGUGUUGGUCAGGAUAUCAAAACAGUUCUCUGGAGAUCUGUUCAGGCAAGAUUUGAGCUUGAUGAGGAGUUUCAAAGGAUUGCUGUGCUAAAGCAAAUGGGGGGUCUGUGGAGGUCAUACAAGUCACGCAUUGUCAAGGAUAUUAAUUUGGCUCCGAAUAACCAGCAAAGAAUGAAUCUAAGACCAAUGAAUAUUAAUCCAGCAGAAUGGCGUAAAUUUGUCAAACUCAAGACUAGUCCAGGCUUUAAGGUUUUGAGUGACAAAUAUAAAGAAAGAAGGAAGAAACAGAUACCUCACACUACUAGCCGGAAAGGAAUGGUCAGGCUAGCAGAAGACAUGAAAAUUGAGAGUGGAGAUCCAUCUGAAGUGACAAGGCUAAAGGUGUGGGUGAAGUCGCGUACCAAAAAGGAUGGUACGCCAGUGAAUACAAAUGCUGCUGACAAGAUUAGGAAAGCAGCUGAGCUGGUUGGAAGUGAUGCUCCAACAACUACAACAAAUCCAGAGGAGGAUCACCUCUCUCAACUGCUAGGACCUGACAAUCCUGGAAGGCUGAGAGCAAUGGGUAGAGGCAUGAGCAAAACCAAAUUAGCUUGUUUCCAAGUGAAGACCAAGUGUAUGAUUGAUAUGCAAGAGAAGCAAGUUCAGUUAGUAAAAAAGGUGAAUGAGUUGGAAGAUGAAAUUAGCAGAAUGAAGAAUCAGAGACAUGAAGCUGAAAUUGGUGAAAACUCAGCUGCUAGAAGUGUAAACAAAAGAUCACACCCUAAGUGUGUGUUGGUUGACUGGUCGGGUUCUGAUGAAAACAUUGGUGAGGGCCGUAUUCUUUCUUCUGAUCCUGAUGACAUAGUGAAUGACUGUCGUCUAGGCCCUACAGAUCUCAAAGUCUUGGUUGAAACUGCUACUAAACCUGAUGCAUUCCUGUGGAGACCUGCAACAAGAAUGUUUACUAUUGAGGAAGCUGUUGGACAAAUGAUUGCAUGGCCAGCCUCUAAGUGUGUUCUUGUAGACAAGGAGCUUAAUAUAGAAGACAUUGCGCCAACGGGCCUAAGAGCAAAUUCUCAGAACAAAUGUAAACUGUUGGAUUUGUCUACAGAUGAAGUGAUUGUUGCUGAGGGUCGUUGGCAGACACAAGAACCAAGUGCAUUAGUUAAUGGUCUUCCUCUAGGACCAAAGGCUGUCAAAGUUUUUGUUGAUUCAGUGCAUCAACCUGAUACAUUUAUAUGGAGGCCUACAAUGGAAGUAACAUACCUUGAGGACUGUUUGAUGGCUUUUGUAUCAUGGCCUGUGAAUAAAGUUGUUUUUGAAAAUCCUACAACUACAACUGGUCAGAAAUCUCCUCUUCAGAAAUCAGCAUCAACUGAUAGGCCAUCAAGCUCUAAAUCUUCAGCUGAGACAAAGUCUGCAGCCACAGAGGGAAAAGCAGCAUCAACAGUGUCUAAGUCUCCAGCAACAGGUUCAGAUUCUCCUAUUGAGGAUGCAGGUGUUCAAAGCUCUCCUAUAAAGAAAAGUCUACCAAAUCCACAAUCUCCUCUCCGGAAAUCUCAGCGUAUCAAUCAACUUGUUUCCAAGGAAAAUAAGAAGUGCAAGUUGAUGGAUAUUACUGGAAAGAAGCGAGUUGUUGCUGAAGGACGCUGGGCAACAAACGAUCCAGCACAAAAGGUUCACUUUGUUCCCUUGGGUCCUGAUGGUGUCAAAGUGUGGGUAGAUAUUGUGAAGGUCAGUGAUGCAUCCGUUUGGAGGCCAAAUGAGGAAAUAGCCAUAAUGGAGGAUGCCCUUGGCACAGUCAUUGCAUGGCCUGAGGACAAAGUGAUCAUGUCUUAAGGUUUUCUGUCCUGCUACUAAUUCCUUUUGGAUAAUAAGUAGAACUUGGUUUGACAUUUGUUGUGUGUAUUCUGGAUUUAUGAUGUAUGUUGGAUUUAUGUCUUAAGGUUUAAUGUAUGUUGGAUUGGGAAUCAUUGAUGAAUCAGGGUAUUAUAUGAAACAGGUUUGGUGUUUUUCUCAACCAGAAACAAUUGUGAUCAAAACGCAUAUAAUUGCAUAUAAAUAACUGUUACAAUA